Messenger RNA from Panthera uncia (snow leopard), 2070 nucleotides. RefSeq names its product splA/ryanodine receptor domain and SOCS box containing 4 (gene SPSB4). Gene Ontology annotation, cellular component: SCF ubiquitin ligase complex. The coding region runs from base 1 to 822 and encodes 273 amino acids. The record is from RefSeq and is a predicted model, not a curated record. The transcript is spliced from 2 exons. Gene Ontology annotation, molecular function: protein binding. NCBI's taxonomy places the organism in Eukaryota, Metazoa, Chordata, Mammalia, Carnivora, Felidae. Gene Ontology annotation, biological process: intracellular signal transduction; proteasome-mediated ubiquitin-dependent protein catabolic process.
AUGGGCCAGAAGCUCUCGGGGAGCCUCAAGUCGGUGGAGGUGCGAGAGCCGGCGCUGCGGCCGGCCAAGCGGGAGCUACAGGGAGCGGAGCCGGGGCGACCGGCGCGGCUGGACCAGCUGUUGGACAUGCCGGCGGCGGGGCCAGCGGUGCAGCUGCGGCACGCGUGGAACCCUGAGGACCGCUCGCUCAAUGUCUUCGUCAAGGAUGACGACCGGCUCACCUUCCACCGGCACCCGGUGGCCCAGAGCACCGACGGCAUCCGCGGCAAGGUGGGCCACGCCCGGGGCCUGCACGCCUGGCAGAUCAACUGGCCGGCGCGGCAGCGUGGCACCCACGCCGUAGUGGGGGUGGCCACGGCUCGAGCCCCCCUGCACUCCGUGGGCUACACGGCACUGGUGGGCAGUGACGCGGAGUCGUGGGGCUGGGACCUGGGCCGCAGCCGCCUCUACCACGACGGCAAGAACAGGCCGGGAGUGGCCUACCCCGCCUUCCUGGGGCCCGAGGAGGCCUUCGCGCUGCCGGACUCGCUGCUCGUGGUGCUGGACAUGGACGAGGGCACGCUCAGCUUCGUGGUGGACGGCCAGUAUCUGGGCGUGGCCUUCCGCGGCCUCAAGGGCAAGAAGCUGUACCCAGUGGUGAGUGCGGUGUGGGGCCACUGCGAAGUCACCAUGCGCUACAUCAACGGCCUUGACCCUGAGCCCCUGCCGCUGAUGGACCUGUGCCGGAGAUCCAUCCGCUUGGCCCUGGGCCGCCAGCGCCUACGGGACAUCGGCGCCCUGCCCCUGCCUCAAUCUCUCAAAAACUAUCUGCAGUACCAGUGAGGCUGAGGAGCAGCAGUGGGGGACCCACACACAGCAGGGCCUGGGCCUGUCAUUUCACAGUCACACAGUACAUUCAGGAAGGCGUCCUCCUCCUCGCCCCAGAGCGCCAGGACACUCCGUUCUUGGAAAGGACCAGGAUGCGUUCCCAACGUUGAAAGUGAAAUGUCCCUUGCCAACAGUAUUUGCCACCCUGGAGGCAGCCCUCCUAAGUCAGGCGCCUCCUUGGGAGCCAUGAGGAGCCCGGAGCCUGCGCCCAGCGGAGAUCCUGCCCCCCGACCAAGAAGACACAGCGGCCCCGGUAUUGAUCAGAGAGUGUGUCUCCUUAUUCACGAGAAUGAAUGAAACAUUUGGGCGGGAGGCUCGCUGUGGUGUGCCCGGGUGCAGACAGGGCCGGGGAAGACUGGCCAGCUCGGGGAGGAAAGUGCGGCCGAAUGAUGAAGUACGAAAGCAGCUUGGUGCCGACGCUCUCUUGACACCUUGGGACUUUGUGCUCCUUUGAAAGACUGUUACCCAGGGAUGCCUGAUGACAGAAUUGGCAAGUGGACAAAGCCGUGUGUAGACCCCUUCCAGCUUACCUCUUUGCACAUUGUUUACUUACCCUUUCACGUGCCCUCUGUCCCCACCGCUGACCCACAGUUCCCUGGCUACCCCAGGCACCUCUCUUCGGGGAAGCUGAGUCUGACUAAUUCACCCCGGGGACAGAGUGUAGCCUUGAUUAUUAUUAUCUUACAUCUGGUGGCAUUUUAAAAGAGGAAUGUGGUGAGGGCAGUAUGUAGUCCAAAGGUGCUAAUGGGGGAAGUGGGGGCAUUGUGACACCCGAGUGGAUGAUGGCCUCAGGCUGGGGAGCCUUCCUGGGGUGCUGAGGGACUCUAGGCAACUGUCCAUUCGGAUGUACCUAGCCAUCACAAAGCUUUAUUUGAGCGAAUUAUUUUUUCACUUUAGGAGACACGAACGAGUUUGUUUCUGUUUCAAGCGUGUGUGCGAUGUGCUGUUUAUUUAUCAGCUUGGGGCUGCACGGGUGGCCCCGGACCCGUAAGGGUGCGGGUCCCGAGCCUGGUCCUCUCCUGGGGAUGCCACCACCACCCUUGUCGGGCAUCUCUCAUGCGCUCCCAGAGCUGUGUCCAGACUCCGUUAUAACUGGAAAUUGUCACCGCAGUGGGAUCCCAGAGCCCCAGACGGCACCGCCUCCCCCGACUUUAAUGUGAAUUUGACUGAUGAAUGAGGAGCGUUUCUAAUAAAGUGUGUUGU